Molecule: messenger RNA, 1369 nt
Organism: Dictyostelium purpureum
Lineage: Eukaryota; Evosea; Eumycetozoa; Dictyosteliales; Dictyosteliaceae
Exons: 4
Coding region: 1-1341 (446 amino acids)
Biological process (GO): regulation of protein catabolic process; ubiquitin-dependent protein catabolic process
Cellular component (GO): proteasome complex; proteasome regulatory particle, lid subcomplex
Molecular function (GO): enzyme regulator activity
Source: RefSeq, a predicted model, not a curated record
AUGAGAUAUAUUAUUAGCGUACUCAGACAAACAUCAUCAAUCAGAAAGAAAUUAACUCAAAAAGUUCUUACACAAAUUAUUAACCAAGUUUUCUCUCAUGCAAACUAUACAACUAAAAAGAACUUUUUAUUAUCAUUCUUAAAAUCAAAUGAAAGUAUGGAUGUUGACUCAUCAAAAGAAACAACAGUUACACCACAAUCACACUUAAAUGUCGAAGUUGAAGGUUAUGUUUAUCUUUUAGUUUUAAUUCAUUUAAUUGAUCAAGAAAAAUAUGAAGAUUCAACCAAGGUUUCAAGUGCCCUUAUUGAAACUAUUCAAUCAAAUAACAGAGUUACUUUAUAUCCAUUAUCAUCAAAGAUUUUCUUUUAUUAUAGUUUAUCAUUUGAAAUGGUUAAUAAACUUCAAGAUGUUAGACCAACUUUAUUAACUGCACUUCGUACAGCAACUUUAAGACACAAUGAUGAAGGUCAAGCUACCAUUAUUAAUUUAAUUUUAAGAAAUUAUUUAGAAUAUAAUCUUUAUGAACAAGCUGAUAAAUUAUUAAGUAAUACUCAAUUCCCAGAAUCAGCUUCAAGUAAUCAAUUUGCCAGAUACUAUUAUUAUCAAGGUAGAAUCAAGGCUAUUCAAUUGGAUUACUCUUCAGCCUUUAACUUUUUAACUCAAGCAAUUAGAAAAGCACCACAAAAUAGUGCUGGUGGUUUCCGUAGAACUGUAUAUAAAUUACUCUCAAUCGUUCAAUUAUUAAUGGGUGAAAUUCCAGAAAGAAGUAUUUUCUCACAAAAACAAUUAAAAGUUGCCUUAAAACCAUACUUCCAUUUAACUCAAGCUGUUAGAGUUGGUGAUUUAAAUUCCUUCAGUCAAACUCUUGAACAAUAUGCCAGCAACUUUAAAUCAGAUCACACUUAUACCCUCGUCCAAAGAUUACGUACUAAUGUAAUCAAAACUGGUCUUAAAAAAAUUAACUCUGCCUAUUCCAGAAUUUCAUUCCAAGAUAUUUGUAAAAAAUUAAAGUUUGAUGGUACUACCCAAGAUAUUAUGUUUAUUAUUGCAAAGACUAUUAAAGAUGGUGUUAUUGAUGCUACCAUUAAUUAUGAAGGUGGUUAUCUUCAAUCAAGAGAAACUGUUGAUGCCUAUUCAACCCAAGAACCAUUAAACGCUUUCUCAAACAGAAUCGAUAUUUGUUUAAAGAUCCACAACGACUCUCUUAAAGCCAUGAGAUUCCACCCAGAUUUAAAUAAAGCUGAAACCGAAAAAAUUGCUGAAGUUGCUAAAACCAUCAAACAAGAAAUGGAAAGAGCAGCUGAAGAAAGUUCAGAUAAUGAAGCUGACCCAGAUUUUUAAAUAAUUUAAAUUACAGAUAAAGGGAAGG